CUGAGAUCGUGUGCAGGGCAGAAUCCUGACAAUCGUCGCGGAGUUUGCAGGGCAGAAUCCUGACAACAGUUUAAAAUGGGGGGAGGCUUUUACCGAUCUGUGGUGUUGUUGCAGCCGCUAGAUCAUCAUCGCUUAGUUCAUGCGUUGACAAUCUUUAAUUUAUUUUUUCGUUUUUUAUGUUGCUCUGAGUUGAAUUGUCGCAUUUGUCAGGAUGUAAGCGGCAACUGAGCGUUGUCAGAAAAAAGUCUCUCCAUUUCGGCAGCGGAGACUAUUUAGGAUUUUUGUUUUCCCUCCAGGUCAAAGAAACAGAAUCCGCCUUCGCUGACGCCGGAAUCAGCACAAGCAAAUCUACACGUCUAGAUCCUAGUGUCUGGCGGAUUUGCGUCGCCUGAUUUGCUGAAACCUGAUUGUCCGAUAGGACUGUUGGUGGUAUAUGACGGAGGGAUGGACAGCUUCCCCUGAAUUAGAGUUUCUAUUUCUGAUUUUUGAUGAACGAUCAUAGUAAUGCAUGCAGUGUGAUACUUAAUGAUCCUCUUUACGAAGUAGGUAGUAGGAGUUUGGUUGUGUUAUUUGAAGGAAUUUUUCAGACAGCGACUGGUGUCAUAGAGUGUCAGGCUUUAAACGCAUGCUGCACAAAGCCUGCCACUCGCACGACAUCCACUGAUUGCAAAAGCUCUACUUGAAAUAUUGUUUCAUUUCAAUCACUGCAAGCUACGUCCCAUCACAGCUUAGAUAUUUAAUUCCCAGCUUGAUCUUUCGAAGUUGAGUUAAAUAUUUAUGAUUUGGUUAUCCUAGAGGCAACUCCCAUGGACUACUGGGGGGCUACUCAUCAGAGAGAUCCAUUUUCACUGUCACAUGUAUGCUUAAAGAGGCGUCAAUAAUUGGCGGCUGUGGCAUCUCCAAGUACAGGAAAAUUACAAGCCGGUGUCCACAACCAAGCAUUGACAAAGCAUGAGCAAUUUGCAGAAGCCACUUUAAAGAGGGCCAGUAGGCUUGAAGAGCAGUACUGCGCAGGGGAGAUCAUGAGAGGGAGAGAGAGAGAGAGAGAGAGAGCGAGAGGGGGUAGGAAAAAGAAGAAAGAGACGACAGCAGCCGCUGAGAGCGACUUAGCAGCAGACUGACUGCUUGGCUACACUGCUGUGCACUAACUUCACCCUAAGGUUCAUUGGCAGGAGCAGAAGUCUGCGGCAAAUUUCCUUUCAUGGAGUGCUGUUGCUAUACUGUUACGGUUGUGUCACUGUGCUAUUGCAUGCUGCCAGUUAAUUGAGCAAUGAGGUGGAAUUGUACGAGGUUGUGGCAGGUUUCAGAAGCUAUAGUUUCUACGCUGGAGGAUUAGUCAUGGCGUGUAGAGGGAAGAGGUGAGACCAAUUACAACACCGAAACAAAGUGGAUGAAGAGGAGUUACGUUGCAGAGAGAUAGAGUGAGUUUCGAGGGUGUAAUUCUCCGUAAGCAUGCGUGUGGAUUGGCUGCUAGUUGAUGAAUUGGUUGUUAUAGAUGUCAGUAUCCGUGACGAUGAAUGAUUUGAUUAGUUCGUGAGGUUGCACGCUUGUGGAUUAAGGUUCAUAUUUUGCUUAAGUUUGAGGAGCUUCUUAAGAUCGUCACUCCUGUUCCGAGUGCUUGAGAGAAGUUUGGAGACACUUCGUUGCCCUUUCUGCUGAGUCAAGGCGGAUGUCUCUGAGUCUUAGGUCUUGAAGCCUAACGCUAGUCCUCAGUCCUCGGAUAAUUGAACCCCUUAAUGCCGAGUGCUCUGGGAGCUAUUAAAGCUUGACGGGACUUGACCUCAUCCGGUUGGAGCAAGUCAUAACCGCGGUGAGCGUGGCAUGUAUUAGGGGUUUCACACUCUUACUCGAAUUCAACAACACUGUGACAUGAUUCAUUUCCAUUAAAAUCGACUUUUAUCUUGAGAUAUUUUGUUUUUCUGAACCACGGUAGGCCACGAUUAACGAGAGAGAUGACAUAGGAGGAAGAUUGCAGUCAAGAAUUUAUCUCGGUCAUGUUUUCGUAUGAGAUCUCGGGAAAUGCACUCCGGACUUGCGCAUUUUCGUCGCAGUCGUGAUCGAAAUAUGCUUAGCCAACGUUUGUAGACCUCUCUGGAACCUAUUCGUUAGGGGAAUGCUUCUAGCUCCUGAGCUACUCCCAACAACAUAUUGCGCCAGCCUACAUUUGUGGGAAUGAUUAAGGUCUAGUUCCGAAGUGUUAUUUAGAGUGUAGGUGCAGAAAAUUCCCUGUGUUUCUGUGUGUUGUGGGAAGGUGGAGGAUGUACUGUGAGAGAGGAAGAGGUUAUGACAAGUGGUUGUAGUCUGUGCCCCAGCUUCCAGACUUUUCUUGAUAGUUAUUGAGAUUACAAGGCUGUAAAAUUUUGAAAUGAUUUUAGAGCGCAAAAAGGCCUCAAAGAACGGAUAUAUGAGCGAGACAAAUGCAUGAGCCGCCUAGACUGGCUGCAGGAGAGAAUUAGCCCAGUUUUUUGGGCUCAGGUCAAAGAUGUCAUGUGAGAGGAAUCCUAUUAGAAUUUCAUUCCAUCUUCCUCAGUUUGUGUUUAGCCUUGGCAAUUCGAGUCACGAUAGUAAAAGUUAGCAGAGUAGAGCUUAUGAAGGUGCAUCAAAAGCACGUGAGACCAAGGAGCACAUUGUUCUUUGACACCACAACUGGAUAUCAGUCUAGAGAAAUGAAGGAUAGGUCAUGGGGUUGCUCGGUGUCAAGAACAUGCUUGAAGAACACUGCGACGGAUCCUGUGGUAAUACAAGAGCGUUCAUCGAACCCGAAGCAAGCAAUCUCGAAAGGUCCUGUUCGGCAGGUAGAGGCCAUGCCCUCAUUUACCAUUGAUAUGCCGGUGACGAACAAGGAGGGCGUAGACGCGCUCAACACACUUAUCCUAAGAAAACUGGCUAAAGAGUCAUUCAUGGGUGACAGCGUUGCAAAGAAAGUAGGAUGCUCAGAAGAACCCAAUUGUGAGGAAAAGGCCGGAGUACGGGAAAAUUUACGGGAGGCAAGGAGCACAAUAAUUUCAUGCAAAUGCGGCAUGCACGCAGGGAAGGAGCUAUCUUCCUCAUUCUUUGACCUGCAAAAAAAUACAAUGUGUAUGGACAGGAAAACUAAUCUAGCAUCUUUUAGUAGCGGAAACAUCCCCGAGGGAGUUGGUUCUCUCUUAUCCCGAAUAGGUCUUGACCACAGGAAGAAGUUCGACCAAGAACUGCCGGUAUUCCAGAAUUCAAGCGCGUUCGACAAGUCUCCUCAACACAGGACCUCUGUGUUAACCCAAAACACUCCGAAAUCGACCUUCCUCCAAGAUGCUGGUGAAGAGCAGAGUUUCGCUGCAAAUACUGUGCCCAGGGAAUUACUUUCAAUUUCAACAGAACAGGCUAGCAAGUCCAGGAGUUCUAUGCAUCCCGGCAGGUACAUGUGCAUUCCCGAAGCUAGCUCGUUGGAGAAUUUGAUGCGCCCCGAUUUCAGCCCUUUUCGGAGAAGGGCCAUUGACAGUAAAAUCACUUGGGGCCUAUCGUUGUACACAACGUGCAGGUGUUCAGCAGUUAACCAUGGGGAAUCCGCAGCUUUUAAUAGUAAAUUUAUAUGCCCAUCGUCCACACAUGAUGAACUUGAUACUUUUGAGAGGUAUUUACCAAGACCACACGUUAAUUCUCCAGUGCACACAGAGGCUCCUCAAGGCCUCACCAAGCCGUCAUCACACCACAAUGCUCUCACCGAAGGUAUGCAAUUCCGGAUGGAUGAAAUCGGGGAUUUUCGAAAUCUGCGAAGCAAGCCACGGGCUGAAUCAACGUUUACUUGGAAGGAUCCCGCCAGAAAGAUAUACCGAGAUGAAGGUGAAGUGGCAGUAGCGUCAUUAAACACUUCAUCGCUGGAGCAACUGAAAACCUCUGAACAUGUUCACUGGAACCUUGGAGAAUUGAUGCAACGACAGGAAGUAGAAGAUGAUGUGGACGAUAACCUCGAUGUUUUGAGAAACACAUAUGUUUUCAAACGAGGGAGUGACGAGAUUGGCUGCCAGCUAGAGGAACUGCCCAGGAGAUUGAUUAGGAAUCGAUGUGAUGCUAAGCAGGAGGAAUUGAGAAUAGGCCGUGGCACUCCACGAAGGCAUGAGCUAGACCCUGUCAAGUUGAAGCAUGGAGAGAGGCAACUUGAUGGACUUAUCCAAGAGGCGAAGAAAGCGGAGUCUAAUGCUAAGUCAAAGAGCAAAUUCCUGGAGGACAGAUCGUUUCGGCCGCUUCAAAUUCAGAAACAAACAACUGAAAGAAAGUUUUCACAGCAACGGAGUCGAGUUCGCUCAUCUUGUACUAGUGAGAAUUGCAGGAAUGUUGAGGCCAAUGAAGAGGACGGCAAAGUUUUCCAAGGUAUUGCUUCUCGAUUGGAUACUAGAAAGGUGGUCACAUCACAGAAAUCUCUUGACGAUUCUGCAGUUAUUCAAGAACUUGAAGGAGACUGGGGGACAGGUCGAGAUGAUCUGGAAGUUUUGCUGAAAUUCCUGACCAUGAAGCAACAACUCAGAGAGAAUAGACAGAGUGAUGUUGAUGUUGUUGUCCAAACAGAAGCCACUGUACGGGAGUUACUCUGUCGGAUGAAACUAAACAGCUGUUGUUCCUCUUCUACGGAUUCAGAUUCUUCAUUUCGCUUUGUCCCAAGGUCAAAUGCGUGCGAGCCAGUUGUGGAUGGUAGCUAUGGUGUUAAAGGAAAAAUAUGCAAAUGGCAGGGCAGGAGUUCAAGCUCGACUACUGGCACAAUCAAUGCUAUCGUGCAUGACAUGGACGCGGGAUUAGCACCCGAAAUCAAUGCUGAUUCUCAUGUAGUUUCCCUCCAGAAGCAGAGCAUGGAUUGUCAGAGCAGGUCAGAAAUUUGUUGGCCACCAAUUCAGAUGCCGUCUUCCUCCGAAUCCCAACCCUUGCAGUGUAUGAAGGGAUCCGCUAGCGUCAGGAACACUACAUCUUGUGAUAGGGAUUUCUACAAUGUCCAAUCUGAGGAGCACGAUGAAACUGUAAACCCGAGUCCCCCUGCAAAAAGGCACAUGAUUGAUUUAAGCUCCGAGGAUGUUGUCCGUGUUGGCAGACACAGAGCUGUUGACACAGGUGAGUCUUCCUCUACCACAAGGGUUAUUCUGGACAAGAUGGAUAUUGGGUCAGAAAUGUUGGGAAGUACUGAAUGUAAGGGUAUCAAACUUUCUACGGAGGCAUCUUGUUCGUCGGUGAGUUCGCAGAUGAAGGCUGCAGAUGAUCAGUCCCGAACUGCAGACGCAAUUCAAUUACGUGCAGGCAGGAAUUCGGAAAGCCGAUCAGUCUCGGGAAGUGCUCCUGCAAUACCAUGGAACUACCAGCGGGAGAUGAAGUCGCCAAUUGGUCGGAGCGUCCAACCUGCAUCCCCAAGCAGACGAUCAGCUCUAAAAUCACCGACGUACUCCCCUCAGCAUCAUAGACAAUGUUGUGAAUCCUCGGCAACAAAACCUUCCCCAAACAAUAGGUAUUCGUCCCUUUCUUUGCCACAAGGACAACAGAGACAGCGACCUGCAACAGCUAAAAUACAUUCCUCAGCAGCCCAGCACGGAGCACAGACAUCAACCAAGAUUCCUUCGAAGGAGCUCAGUAGUCAAGCUUCACAAGACGUCAGCAUGUUCCCCGCAGGUAUCUCGGAUUCAGUAGUUCAAGAAAGCAUUGCCUUGGCGAAAGACUCAAGUGAUCCUUACGCAGAUUUUCGCGAUUCUAUGUUGGAAAUGAUGCACGAGAAGAACUUGUGGCAGCGACAGGAUGAGCUGCAAGACCUACUCCAAUGCUUUUUGCACCUGAACCAACCUAUGCAUCACCAAUUGAUUCAUCAAGUGUUCUCCGAUGUUGUCUGCAAUGGCAGCCACUUGAAUAACCAUGCCCAGAGCUCAAAAUCGAAACGCUCUAAAGUAAUUAGCAACCAUAAAUCUUCUCCAUCCAGACCGCGGCCAGAAUCACCACAUAGAAAAUCUCCAGGAAGAGGAGGCGGUUGAUUUUUAACCCAUGUAGACAGCAACUUAACCUCGAAUGAUUAAACUCAGUGGAUGACGAACAGGUGAACUUAUAUCAGCUGUACAAUUAGAAAAUAGCAAGUCAGCAUUUUCCUACUAGUCAAUUACAAGGGGUAAUGCUUCUCAUGUUUCCAGCUUUAGUGCACAAUAAGCAGCCAGAAUUCUGAAGUUAGGACCAAUUCCAUGGCAGCAGCUGAUUUCAUGUACUAUUGUUAGAAUCUUUUGACCAUUUGCACACACUUAAUGUUGAACAGAAAUAGGUGUACAUGAUAACACCGUGUACAACUAUUGGGGAGCUUGUCACAGAUGCCACGAGCCGAGACGUCCUUGGAAGGUUAACAUCACUCCGUUGGCACCAUCGCCUAGGUCUGUAACGCACAGGAUGCACACCCCACAACUCAUCCAAAUGGUGUGUUUGUGUGCCCUACUCCUUUCGCACGA
This is a messenger RNA of Physcomitrium patens, 6437 nucleotides long. RefSeq lists its product as uncharacterized. Lineage: Eukaryota; Viridiplantae; Streptophyta; Bryopsida; Funariales; Funariaceae. Gene Ontology annotation, biological process: negative regulation of DNA-templated transcription. The record is from RefSeq and is a predicted model, not a curated record.